CGGCGGCGGCGGCGGCGGGCAGCAUGGCGGCGGCGGCGGGCGGCGGGGCGCGGCGGGGGCUGCUGAAGCGGAAACCGAACUUCACGCUGCAGGAGAUCGAGAUCCUGAUGAGCGAGGUGCUCCGGUACGAGCCGCUGCUCUUCGGCGCCGCCGCCAGCACCGUGAACGCGUACGAGAAGCAGAAGAUCUGGUGGCGCAUCACCAACAAGAUCAACGCCGCCGGCCGCAACCAGCGCGACAUCGGCGAGGUGAAGAACCGCUGGCGGGGGCUGCGCCGCCGCGCCAACGACAAAAUCACCCGGCACCGGCAGGAGCGGCAGGGCCCCGCCGCCCGCCCCGCCGCGCGCCCCGGCCCCGGCCCCGGCCCCGGCCCCGGCCCCGGUCCGCCCGAGCUCGGCCCCGGGCCCGCUCCCGGUUGGGGCCUGCGCGCCGCCGCCGGCCUCGACCCGCCGCUGGUCACCGUCGAGGUGGUGACGCCGCACGGCGUGAAGGAGGAGCCAGUGAAGGAGGAGCCGGUGGAGGUGAAGACGGAGCCUUUCCACGACCCCGCCGACAGCGUCCCAGCACGGCGGCUGCCCCGCGGCAGCACCCGCCCGCCCGGCGAGGGCUGGAGCCCCCCGCGACCCCCCCAGCCUGACCUCCCCCUGGGCGGCCUGGGCGGGCAGCCGGAGCCGCUGGGCUGUGACUUCCCCAGCAUCAUCUUCGAGCAGGAGCCCGAGCACCUCAGUGACUGCAGCCUGGGCGAGCCGGGGGGGGCCCCGGGCACGGCGGAGGGGACCCCCGAAAGCGCCCGGCUCAGCCCGGCCGAGCAGCGCCUCAUCCAGUGCAACGAGCGGCUGGUGCAGGAGAUGCGGGCCUUCCGCCGGGAGUGCGCCGAGAGCCGCCGCGAGACCGCCGCCGUCCUGCGCAGCAUCGCCCAGGCGCUGGGCGGCCUCAGCGCCAGCCUGGCCCAGAUCCGCGAGCGCUACCUCGGGGGGCCGCCGGCCCCCCAGCCCUGAGCCGGGACGGGCUCCUCCGGCCCCCGCGUCUUUGGUUUCUUUUUUGUCCUCCCACUUCAAUAAAACUCAGCGCUGGCCCCCGG
Molecule: messenger RNA, 1081 nt
Organism: Cygnus atratus (black swan)
Lineage: Eukaryota; Metazoa; Chordata; Aves; Anseriformes; Anatidae
Product: myb-related transcription factor, partner of profilin-like
Exons: 2
Coding region: 24-998 (324 amino acids)
Cellular component (GO): nucleus
Source: RefSeq, a predicted model, not a curated record